Molecule: messenger RNA, 32265 nt
Organism: Cinara cedri
Lineage: Eukaryota; Metazoa; Arthropoda; Insecta; Hemiptera; Aphididae
Source: the annotation of a GenBank genome assembly
AUGAAUUUAACGACGACCGAUGCGGAUCGCUCAUUCAUUUCAAUCCAACAAUCUGCCCAGCCAAUUUUCUCAUUGGCAGACCCAAGGAUGGGUAGUUUGCAUUUGAAUAACGACGGUGACAACAGAGGUAUCUAUAUGUUAUUGUUAGAGUCAAACAUUCACAGGUUGAUUAUUUUAAUUAAAUAUAGUGUUAUAUUAAUUAAAUAAAUAAGUUCAAUAAAACUAAAUACUAUACUUAUUUACACAUAAUUUACUUCAAUUUAUAUCAAUACGAAAUUCUAUUUGAAACAGAAACGUUUCAUCCGAAGUAAAAGAUAAUAUAAUUUUUUUAUGACACUAUGAAUAAUACGUUAAAACAUGUCUAUUAUCAAUAUAUUUUAGUACUAAAACUAGUAUAUUAAGAUAUUAUAAUUAAUCUAUUAAUUAUAAUAUAUAAAUAUAUUAUUUUUAAUGUAUAUAUUAUUUAUUUAUUAGUUCAGUCCAUUUUCACUUUUUUUUUUUUUAUAUAUAUACUUGUUAGUAUUCGACAAUAUGUGGAGUGAGUAUUAUAUCCUAAAUUGAAAAUACGAUUAAUAUUAUAUAAAAGCUAUUUUUUAUAACUUUAUAGUUUAAAUUCAAUUAAAAUGCAUACAGUGUGUAUACAAACAUAAAAUUUACAUUUUACAGUUUAUCAAUUAUCUGCAGUCUGAUUUAUUCGUUGAAAAAAAUACACAAAUAUACAAUACUAUAUACUAUGUAUACUGUAACUGUACUCGGUAAGGCGGUAAUUAAUAAUAACGAAUAUAAAAAAAAAAAAAAUCAAACUCAACUCGAUGUAAUAAAAAUAUAAGAAAGAAAAGGGCCGCCGACUGUUUGUGAACACAGUGAGGCUAAUCUGCGUUACUCAUUGUUAAACAAGAGUAAUGCAGACGGCAGAAGAAACUUUAAAUAGCGACGGAAGAUUGGAAUAAAUGAGUGUUGGGGCCCACGGUGUAUUCCCCUGGAGCUUAAAAACCCCCUUCGGCGGCGGCGGCGGCGGCGGUGGCCGUGCACAGUUAUAUAAUAUGGGACGGGGGAAGAGGAAUAAAUCUGUUGCUAAAUGGGAAUACUACCCGUCCUGCAGGCGCAUCGUGGUAUCGCGCCCCUCGCUCGCCGAAGUCAAGACCUUAGCGCGCGCGUCAGAGACAGGAGGAAAAAAAAAAAUACCAUUUCCCUCUGAAUAUAGUUUUGCAAUUUGUCUGAUUUCAUUAGCAUUUCUAUAACAGAAUACUGUAACGCUGCAGCGCGCGGACGAGGGUGACGAAAAAAAAAAUCCCCCUACCUCGUCAUCGUCGUUGCGCAGCGCCACCGUACUUACCCAAUUUCCGUAUAUUUAUUCAAUCAGACACACGACCAACAAUUCCGGCCACUUAUAAUAUAAGAGUUUUAUUCUGUUUAGUUUUUUUUUUUUUUUUUUUAACACAGGUAUAUACAAACAAUUUACUUUUUUCUAAAGAUUAUAUUUUUUUUUUUUAUACCGUAAUGGGCACAUCAUUCUUUAUAAUAUUACUGUACGUAACUCUUUCUUUACCUAUAUAUAACAAUACAUUUGAAUGACACUCCUUGAUUAUCGAAAAAACGUCGGUAAUCCAUAUUGACACCCCAUCGAUUCUGCAUCAAUCGUAUUUUUGGAAAAAAAAAUAUAUCACGAUUUAAUUUAUCAAAUAAAUGUAUUUGACAUUUGUUACAAUGUCUGUUUUUUUUGUUUUUCUUUUUUUUAACUGACGUUUAAAAACUACAUCACGCUCCGCGCAAUGAACAUCAAAUUAAAGAAAAUACAAUUUUUUUAAAUUUUUAAAUUUAUCAUUAUUUUUUUGUAAACGUUUUUAUACGAACAUAAAAAUACACGAUUUAUCUAUUAAAUAUAAGACAAAAAAUGUUACAUGUUUAUCACAUUUCCAAAAUAUUUUGCCUUUACUAGAUCGUUGUGCCAGGAGAAUUGAGAUAGGUUCUACAGUAUUUUGAGACUCUUAUAUUAUUAUGCACAGUUCUGGAGUCCAAUGGAUCGUCGAAUCUCUGUAACCUAACCUAUAACCUAACCUAACUGCAGUGAAAAACUCGAGGUUAUUUUUCGACAUUUGUCACGAAUACUUCAAAUUCCAACGCUAACGCUUCCUCGCUUAAAAGUUUCGUUUUUAUUGAUUGGUAAACGGAGGCCAAUAUUCACAUUUUGUCUUGUAUGAAAUUGUAAAGAGUCAAGUUAAUGUUCUCGUUCUUUGUUUCCCCGAGUGCUUAAGCACUUAUUAUUUUAAAUUCAAUGUAAUAAACUCCAAGUACGUUUUUUUUUUUUUUUAUUUGUCUGUUAAUAUGGUUUUGAUCAAAAAUCUGCUACAAUCGAAAAUCACAUCAAGAGAGGAUUCUGAAAGCAUUUUUGAUUUAGUUGAUUAAUUUUUUUAGAAUUCUUCGUGAUUACAAGUUUUUUUUAAAAUUUAUAUGGAAAUAUACUGACAACCAAACCAUACACCAGUGUUGUGUAAAAACUAUCUCAAGUUUUAACACGUUAAGUGCUGAGGGUUUUUCGACAUACUUUAUUUUGAAUUACUUUUAUUAUAAGAUCCAAUAUUGAAUCUCUUCAAAAAUUUAAACAAAAGUGAGUAGGUAGUGAGAACCUUGUUUGAGUCUGAUUUCAGAUUUUUCAUAAUUGGGUAACAUUUAUUGGUCUUUUUCGUCGAAUUCAAAUAAUACUGUGUUACCAUUUUUUUUUUUUAUAUUCGUAUCAAUGGAAUAAAUUAUUUACUUUUUUGGUAUAAAUUUUUGAACACUCUAAAACAUUUGUGCCAUUUUUGUCCAAAAUUAAUAUAAGUAACCCGUGUUAAAAACCCCAUAGCACUUUACUUAGAGGUAAGUGAGAUCAAAAUUCUGGGUUCAUGGCAACGUGUUCAAUCGUCUCUAUCAAAACCAUCCUCUAUUGUUAUUCCCUGAGUGAAUUUUUGUUUAAAUCGUCUUUAACACUGUUUUCUCUGAAACGCGCAGUCUAGGGUUUUUUCCAAUUUAUCUUCCCUACCGAGGAAUCCUUUAAAAAGCUAUUAGACCUCCAAGCAUAGCCUGUCCACUCGAAUCGUUGGCUCAUAAAAUGUAAGCAUUAAUACCGGGUUUUCGGAUCUUCUUCUGAAUACACUCCGCAUUUUAUAAAAACAUGUUUUCUUACAUAACCUUCUUUCGAAACGAGACAUUUCUUUUGCUCUACACUUACAAAUAUUGUUAUUCGGUGGAACAUUAUAUUAUUGUUCAGGGUUUUUGGCGCUCGCGAUAUCGGACAGUGCGGCGGGUAAAAAAAUGACUUUUAAAGUUGUGCGCGCUCGCUCGGUGUGUAUAAGCGACGGUUCAUUCGGUGCCCGGGAUGGUCCGCCAGAUGUGCCCGCAAAACAGCUCUUCCUCCCCCCGCGAAGCCGGCGUUAAGCCCCGGCUGGUUUUCCGGACGCGCACGCCCCCAUGGGGAUAAUCAAUCGACGCGCUCGUCCGUCCGUCCGUUCGCUGCGGUAGCCGUCGGAAUAUUAUUAUAUAUACCUACACGCGCUGGUUGCUCUGCGCACAGCUCAAAUAAGCCGAAUUUAAUGAUUCCCCGUGUCCGUGCUGCGCCCACUUCAUAAUAGUAUUAUAAAAUAUUUUAUUAUAAACCGUAUAACGUAUAUGAAUUGUGCUAUAACAAUAUAACAAUGUCAAAAGUAACUAUCCGUGGACCAAUAAUACGUAUACCUAUUCAAUGUUAUUUGCACAUUUUUACAGUUAAGAUUUUUUUUUACAAGUAUUGUAACAAAUUAUGGACAUUAAAUCAAUGUAAUAAGUUGCAGAUUCCAACAGUCAAAGUUUGCUUUUAAAAGAAAAUGAACCUCUAUUUACUUACAGGAAUAUAUUAUUAGGCAUACAAUUUAGAAUGACCUACUAAGGGUUUGUUUGGAGAUUAGCACUUGAUGGGCGUGAAUUGUGGACAACAAGGAAGGCUAAAAAUAAACUAUUCGCAUUUUAGGCAUAGACAUAAUACUUAAAAUAAUAUUGGUAGAUCAUAUGCCAAAUGAAAAAAUCUAAUAAAAGAAGUAUCAUUAAAACCCUGAAGAUUAGCAGAACUUAACUAUUUGGACAUGCACUUCGUCACAAUAAUCUUUACUAGGAAAUUUUUCUUAAAUAGGGAAAAUAGUCGUGGAAGGCUACCACUUGAAUAAUAUGCAACUUGAAUGUAUUUAAAGUAGUUAAUGGUAUAGGUUGCGAGACAUAUCAGGAAUUUAAAGGAAAACGGAGAAGCUUUGUUGUAGAUCAUUUUUCCCCAUUUCGUUACAUUCAAUAUCUUUAGAUCUUGCCGUAUUCCAUCCAUUCGACGUUUCUUUGACCAUCCUCUAGGUCUGUUUUUUUUCUGAUUACCAUUCAAUUAUUGCUCUGAUUUCGUUUGUUGCUUGUAUUUACUUUACGCGUCCAAUUAAUAAAAAUUAGAAAACGUUUCGCAUUAAAAUUUGGGGUUUUCGUAACAAAUUCAUGGUUACCAUAUCAGUUCUUAGAAAGAACGAUGUAUUCAGUGAGAACACAGUAUAAGACAUUGCGCAAUAUUUUGGAAAUAUAAUAAAUAGAUAAUUACAUUUAAUUAUAUUAUAUUUUUAAUGUUCAUAUCACUUCAUGAAGAUACAAACAUUGUCAAAAAAAUAUUUUUACUUGAACUUAAAUGUAUAAAUCAAAUCGUGAAAUAGUUUUUUUAAGUGAAUUUUUUUCGGUUAUAGUGAAAAUGCUCGAAACAUUUCAAACUUAAAAUAAUUUGAUUUUCUUUUCGGUGGUACUUUAUUUGAAACAUUUGUUUAUUUUCCAAGUUGUUUAUGUUGUACCAUCUUCACAAUUGAAUUUUGCACUUUGAAUAGAAUGAUUUUAUUUGAGAUUCAGAGUGGAGCAAGAAAAGUUGUAUUAGUUUUGCUAUGAUGUGUGUCGUGUGCACAUGUUUUUUCUUCCUAUUUUGUUAGCACGGUUCGGCCAUUGGAAGUACAUUCGAUAGAUAAUUUGUUUAGGAAAUUCCAAGUAGUGUUUUUUAAUACUAGAUAAAAUCGUACAAAAAGACGUCCUAGGAUAAUGGAGACGGAUGCAGCCACUGUUAUAGGUAAUUUAACGUAUACCUGUAAGCAACAAUAAACCAUUUCUUAUGAACAAACGAUUCUGAACGGAGUGAUAGUGAUGCUUUAUGUACAAUAUAUAAGCUAUAUUAAAGUAAAAUAAUUAAAUAGGCUUUAUGUAUUUUCUUUAAUAAUAUUUGUUUAAUGUUGUACUGAUUUUCCCAGUUUUCCCCAGUUUUUCACAUUUGCUUGGGAAAAUCCUGGGAAAAUCGAAAAAUUGCCUCUCUAAAAUACCUCCCCAGUGAAAUUUUCUUUUAGAAACAUCGCUAUUAUUAUAAGUUAGAGGAAAACUGCCGGUAAAAUGUUGUCCACAUGAAAAAAGAAGGCCAUAAUAUUUUUAGCUAAUAUCUGCAUUUUUUACAUUUUCCCGUUUUAUUUCGGUUUUUCACAUUUGUUGAAAAAACUCUGGAUAAAAUCGAUGAACGACCUUUCUAAAGUACCUAAAGUACUUUUGGGUAGUCUAUAAGUAUGCACAUGAAUUGGUUCCAAUGAAAUGUCAUUUUAAUAAUUAUAACAGAAGAAAAAUACCAACAACAAUUUCCAUCCCAUUUUACACAGACUUAGGACAGUCUAGAAAACCAAAUAGAAAUCCAGCGUUAAGGUGAUUACAGACAUUAAAUAAAAAAAGGUAUUUAGACCAAUAAGUUUGACAAAACUGUAGAGUUUUGAUUUGGCGGAUUUUGUUUGUUUAACAAGUUAACUGGGUUUUACGAUAUUUACAUCUUAUGUGUUAGUUAUACCAAUUUCUACGUACGAGAACCAAUCAAAACCGUUUUCUAGUGCUCUGUAGUUAUUGUCGGAAACCAAUUCCGUAGUUCUCACAAUUGUACGCUAAACCGUUUUAACUGCACUGAACUGAGUGAAUCGAACUAGUUUAUUAUACUCAAUACGUAUGAAUAAGUAUGGAUCUUGUGAACGAUCUAGAUCAUACGAUUAAUUUUAUCUGAAAUUUGAUAAUAAUUGUUAUAGACGCGGAUUCUAGUUAUUCCAUGAGAGACAGACCACUAUCGCUUUGUAUGUCGGCCGCAUGUGCCGCACAACAGGUACCGGUGUCCGCUUCAAGAACCCCUCCAACUUCGGGCCCCACGACUGUGGGACAUUAUGCGGCGGCGGCCGCCGGAAGCCAAGCUGUGGCCAAAACCAAAACAUUGGGACUGACGUGCGUCGUAUGCGGCGACACUUCAAGCGGAAAACACUACGGCAUACUUGCGUGCAACGGCUGUAGUGGAUUCUUCAAGAGAAGUGUCCGUCGCAAACUUAUCUACAGGUCAGUAGUAUAAUUCGUUUGUCCUGGGUGGUAAGAAGAUCUAAGGUAAUUUUUUUUUAAAAAUUUUGUCUUGUCAUUUUUUCAUCUAAAUGGCAUACAUGUUCGUUUAUUCUAACAGGCGUAUUGGAGAUAUUGAAAAUUAAAAUAUCACAAGUAACUUUAAUGUACUUUUUGUUUGGCAAAGAAGACAUAAGUUGUAUAAUUAUAUAACUCAACCCAUUUAUGUUGGGUCAUCUAGCGAUUUAGCAAUAUUAUGCUAUUGCUAUUGUUAUUGCUAAAUAUUUAGCAAUUUUUGAAGUUUAAUUUAAUUUUGAAAAUUAUACAAAGUAUUGACACUUGCCUUUCUUCCAUGGACCAAGGAAUUAAUAAAGUAAUCCAGGGGAGGAUUGUUCAAAAUCAUUCUCAGUUCCUUUAGUCGUAUUGUACAUAUAUACACCAAAAUAUUAUUCAAUUUUUUUUAUUUUUCGGAAUUUUUAUAUUUUUUUCAUACGUUAAAUACAAUUUAGAUAGGGUUAGGGCAGGUCAGUGAUUAAUACAACUAUAUAAUAAUAAUGAAUAUACAUUGUGCAUAAAAUAUGUAUUUGUUCUUAUUCAUUAUUUUUAUUUUUACCAAUAGAUCUGCUGAUCCCUUUAAUAUAUUUGAUGGGGUAGUGCUGAUAGUAUAAAAGCAUAUACGUACACGCAAAUGUAAUUUUAUAUUGAUUAACUGGUCUUUUAUAAUAUUUUUGGAAAAAAAAAAAAAUGUAACGUUUGAAUAAUAUAUAAAUAUUAUAAAUGACAACAAUUAUUUUGAAUUUUUGGAGAAUAUAUUAUUGUUGGAGAAGAAUACAAGUAAUAAAAAUCGGAUAACCACGUACGACUUCAUAAAAUACGCACACAUUGUUCAUAUGAACAGGAAAUUUAUUGUAAUAAUAAUAUAUUCUCUUCGAUAUUGGCAUUUAAUACAAACCGAAUAAUAUGAAUAACAAAAACUGAUUUGACCCUAUUUCAUAUUUUUAUAAUAAUAUUAUGUCAUGAGGGGUUUCGGAAGAAUAAUACAAUCAAUUCAAACAUGUGUUUACUCUUAAUUCAACAAUACAAAUAAAUAUUCAAAAAGCGUGUACGUUUUUCGGAUGGAAAUUCGAAACAUCGGAUCCGUGUGAUGUUCGUAGGUGUAUAGAAUUAUGUUUGUAUAGGAAUAUUAUUUGCGUAUAUGGGUUAAACUCAGAACCGGCGUGAGAGUAAGGCGACUCAGGCGAUCGCCUAGGGAACUAUUCUGGGGGAGGAGGAGCCAAAAUUGCUUUUUAAAAUUGUACACAUUUUUGUCAAUAAUAUUAUUUUUUGAAAAUAUAAAAUACUUAUAACUUAGUACUGAAAUAUUGAUAACUAUAGUUAUUUCGUUUAGCCAUAGAUUAAAAUAAUAUAAGAUUAUUUUAAGUAUAUUCACUAUGGUUAAGCAUAGAAUGAUUAUCGUAUAUUACAGGGGUGGCCACUAACCUUAAUUUUGGGAACCACAAAUGUAUAAAGCUAAUUCGAAGCGAGUCACAUUGUAAAGCGACGUUUAUAAAAUGACACGUUUUUCAUAUUUAAUCAAAUGAAGGAGCAUUUAUUUUUUACAUUACACAAAACAUUAUUGUUAUUGAAAUUAUUAUUAAUAUUAUUGUUGUUUUUCUUAUGAGAAAGCCUUUUUCCAAUGUUUAUUUUUUCUGUAAGUUUUUUGAAAUCUGGCCGAUAAUUUGUAAGAGCAGUUCGCACAAGUUCACUUAAAUGUUUAUCAGUUAGUUCAGAUCGAUAUUUAGAUUUAAUGAAUUUAAUGAACUUAAUUGGCCACCGUGCCAAUCUAUAAUAACGACUGUAAUGAUAACAAAACCAACGGCAAUAAAAACACUAUCUAACGAUUCUAACAGAAUUAUAUAUUUAUUAAUUUUAGUCUAAGAUUAGUUCAAGAGCACCGCGAAACUGAUUUAAGAGCCGCAUGCGGUUCGCGAUCCUCGUUGUGAUCACCCCUGGUGUAUAUUAUGUUGCUCUAUAAUUAUAAAAAUUGCCGAAUAUUUGUGAUCGGUUUAAUCGGGAUCACGUCGCACUAUCGUGACUGCGUCGCUGUCACUUAUCUUAGCUGGUGGUAAGCGGAGUUUCUCGAAAUUAAAACUUAUACAAAUUAAAAACAUACGUGCGAUCUACUAUGACUAAUGAACGUUUGGUCUCAUUGUCGAUUUUAUCUAUAGAAAACGAAAUGACUACAAGAAUUGAUUUUUCUACAGUUAUAUAAAGAUAGUUUUGCGGAGAGGAAACCGAGAAAAGUGUUGAUCGAUAGCAAAUAAAUAAGCAUUCUUGACCAAAGUUUGAAAUACAUUAAAAAGUUUUUUUUUCAUAAUUCAAUUUUUAGGCAACUUUUAAGUAAUAGCGUAUUUUUGUUAUAUAUAUAUAUUUUUUUUUUUUUUGGUUCCUAAUCGUUUUUUAAUCUUGAGACUUUGAAGUCCCAUCGGUCAUCUACGGUUUGGAGUGUCUGGACUCAAAAGUCCCGUCAGCCAUGUAGCACUUUUUUUUUUUUAAAUAUAUGCAAUGUAAAAAUUAAGGAUAUAAUUAAGGAAUUUUAUUAAAUAAUUAAUUAAAAAUACUAAAAUACAAAAAUUAACAAUUCUUUAAAAUAGUUAAAUGGCUUAUGUUGCAAUGUGCACACUUAAAGUGAGGCAGCGAUUCGGUUGUAUUAGUACUGCAAACCUCUCAUCCUGCAUUUUUUUUUUAACAAAAAUUAACCAGUAUACUCCUCUAUGUCCAGUUAUUAUAUCCUUUAAGGCAGAAAAUUCAGUUUUUCUUCUUUUAUUGCUUUUUUUGUUUGUGAGCGCUGAAGAGUUUCUAGUUUUUGGUAAUUGUACCAUUAUCAAUGCAUCAUAAUCUGAUAUUAAAUCAGUAUUAUCUGGAAUUUCUUCUAGAUAUUUUUCAAUAUCGUCGAUAUUUAGAUUAAUCAUUUUCUAAAAUAAAUUAUAAAAUCUUAAAAAAAUGUAGGUACCUAUAAAUAUAUAUAUAUAUAUAUAUAUAUAUAUGUGUGUAUUUAGGUGCCUAUAAAUAUAUGUAAAACCAUUUUAGACUGAUGGCCACUUCAAUAACGUAAUGUAUAAUCAACUGAAGACAACUUUAUUGCUAAGAGUUACUUAAUUAUAUAGUAAACAUGAUAUAUAUUCAUAAUAUUGUAAAAUUUGCUUGCUUACCUUAAAAAAUCUUGCCAAUUAUACGCUAUUAAAAAAGUGAACACACAAAAUCACAAGACACAAAACAGUGGUAAUAAAAAGUUGAUAUAAUCUAUUGAAAAUAAAUGUUUCUUCGUGCAUAUUUUAUACAAUGUAUAUUGAACUGCAGUCUCCUCAGUCAUUAUCAGGACCAAAACUAUUUCCUAUGACUUAAUAUAAUUUUUUUUUUCAGAACUUAAAAGUCCCGUCAGUCAUAUUUUAUUUUAUAUUAUGUUAUGUUUUUACUAUGUUCUAUUGUACACUCCAUCUCAAUUUAUUAUUAAAUUAUAACCAUUUUUACAUUCUUUAUUUUUAUUAUUAGUAUGUAGGUAACUAGGUAUUUAUAUGUGACUAUACUACCUAUUGCAUUAUAUUUCGUCAUAAUCAUAUGUUAUUUUAAUUAUUUUUAAAUUAGACGACAACAAAUAAUGUACAAGUUGAGCAUAAUAUAUAAUUUUUGUUGUAAUUUGUGUUUUUUUUUUUGUUGGAUGAAAAAGGUGCCAGUUGAUAUUUUGGCUUUGGGCGUUAUUUAGCCUUGUGCCGGCCCUGGUUAUACUUAUUAAUUAUUCGUCAUAGAAUUCGUAAUAGUUAAAUAUUUUAAGGGGAUUGGGUGGGUACCGAUAAUUUUUACUUUCUCCAACACAUACUCUGUAUAACAAUUUAGACCAUUUUAUGACAAUCAGUCCAAUCGAUGUUGUGAAGCGUUGAGAAUCUUGAAAAUAAGUUUGAAUUCAGCAUAACGUAUAUAUGAUACUGAUCUGAACACUUUUCAAUUUAAUUUUAGGAUUUAUUUUUUAUACUUUCUAUUCGCUUUAAAAUCUUGAAAUCAUAUGUUUAAGGAUUUCGAAAAAUUGUACUGGACGGAUUGCAUAUAUCUACACUUCACACUGAAUCAAAAUCUGUUAAAGAAUUCUUAAUCUGCUUCACUACAUCGAUUGGACUGAUUUAUGGAAAAUUGGCUUUUUUAAGGUUUAUAAAACAAAUUUUUUUUCCGAUUAUAAGCCACUGUAUCUGUCCGCCUAUACUAUAGGUAGACAUAUUUUGAACCUAUAAGCCGUAUAGGUUCAAAAUGUCAUAAUAUCUAUUACAUAAAAUCUAUACAUAAAGAGCGAUUUUGUAAAAAAUAUUUGAUUAUUCAUUAAAAUAAUUUCGCAUUUUUACUAAACGAAAAAGUGCAUCUCGUCCUACUUUGACAGAAUUUAAAAUUAUACGGUUAUCUAACCGUAUACCUAUUAUCUAACCCAUAUAAUAUAAUAUAAAAAAAGUGAGCUUGUACAUUUAUUUAAAAAAAAAAACCCCUCUUUAAAUCCAUGUAAAAUAAGUUUAAAUUUUGUUUUCCCCCCUCUGAAAACAUUUAUAUGUAUUACGUAUAUACAAUAAAAUAUAAUAUUAUUAUUUUACACGAUAUAUCGUGUAUGUAUAUAAUAUAAUAUAAGCGACAGUAGUCUGGUAUAUACGAUGCAUUUACGAAAUCCUCUUGAAAUCACGUAGGCAAGUAUUAUUAUUAUUUUCUCUCCCGAGCGACCUGCUGCAGUAUAAAUGUUUCCCCUUUCGUGCAAUAGUAUUCGGAAGCCCAUAAAAAUCCAAUGUCGUUUUCCGCGUUUCCGAAUAGCCUAUACUUCUAUACGAAUAUUAUGGUGAUUUUCUAUACUAUUAUAUCAUACACAUGUUACAAGCGUGGUGUAGAUGUAUACCUUACUCAUAUAUAUGUAUGUACUAUGUAUAUUUAUACACACGGUUCUACAACAAUAAUACGAUUACUUUGACUAAACGACAACGACGACGACGUGUAUUGCCGGUGAACACAUAAUACUAAAGUAGAAUAGCUGCAGUAUUGACGAUAGAAAUGUGGAAACGUAAUAGAAAUGUGGAGUUGGAAAAGAUUACUUCGUAUCAAUUGGACCGAAGGGAAGAACUAUAUGUAAAAAUGUUCCAAAUAUUAGGGGAGAAAAGCGAGUAUUGCUAUCUAUAAUAAAUUAUAUCAAAUAGCGCGAAAUUUUGUGGGACACUUUAUAACCUCUUCGUAAUAGGUAAUACAACGAAAGAGAGAAUCGACGAAUGUUAAGAAAUAGGAAUAUACCGAAGAAAACCUUUAUGGGAAAGAUGAUUUAAAUGGCUGGACUCAACGGCCGGUAUUGACGUAUGGAUACGCUGCAGGCAUUAAAGAGAGAGGAAUAUUAUGGAGGUCAAUAUUUGCUAGAAGGCCAAGAGCCUUUAGUAAAAUAAGAGAAAAGAGACAUUUGCGAUCACAUUCGUUUGAAGCUACUGUGACUGUGUAUAAUAAUAAUAAUAAUAAUAAUAAUAUGUAGGUGGGUAUUAUACGACUACGAGGAAUCGUUUUUUCUCGGGUUUUUUUUUUUUUCAAUUUCGUGUCUCCUAAUACUCUUGAACGGUUAUAAAUAAAUGUGAUUCAGUAGCGAAAGAGGGUUUGACGUUUUAUAACAGCUCCUCGGCGGAUUACUGUAUAUUAUAUAUAUAUAUCUCGCGGGGACGAAGAGUCUGCUGGGGUGCAGAGGUGUGUGUAUAUAUAUAGUUUAGAAAGCCGAGCAAAAAGAUUCAAUUAUAUAUCUCUAACGUAAUACCACGAGCACGCCGCCUUUGCCGCCGGGCCGGCCAAAAGCCUUAUCCAUCCAUUCCUCCUUUCUCCGUUCAUUUCCCUCUCCUCCCCCCCUCUCCGACUCGUGUCUUUUUCUCCGUCUGCUCUUCCGUCCCCGGGCCGCGAGAGCUCUUUUUCGUGUUGCCGCGCGUAUUACAACUGCAAACUAUACACGCCGCGCGUUUUCUUCUUGCCGGGAAAUCGAUCGCGCUUUUCCCAUUCGCAAUAUAUACGGGUACUUUUUGAUUGGUUUUCGACGACGAGAACGUUAUAUAUGUAAUAAGUCCUCUCGUCCUCUUUCAACACUGCACCAGGUGGACCAGGUGCAGCGUUCUCGCGACCUGCAUUCCUCCAGCCACGCGCCGCGGUGCGAGAUAAAAAAUAAAAAACCUAAGUUAAGGCCGGGUUAGCGUGUUUUAUAUGGGUACCUUUUUUAUUUUUUUUUUUCAAAGCCUGCGUCAUCGUCCGUCGAUUCUCGAAUUUAUUCUACAUGGAAGUUUGACUGUUUAUUUUUUUUUAUAUAAAACUAAACCUACUCAACCUGCUGCAGUUAACCACCAGUCCUAUCCCGGUCGCAAAGAUUUUUACCUCGUCUAAUUUAUAAUAACAUACCCCUGAAACAUUGCAAUAUUAUCCUGUCCACGGACCGCGCGGUUUAUAGAAUAUCGAACGUAAGGGAACAUAAUAAUUUCGAUUUUUUUUUAUUUUUAUUUGUUAGAAAACCCAUUGCUUUUUCAAAUAGUCGCUGUGCGAGUUUUAAUUAUUAUUGCCGACGACGUUUUAUUGUGUCCAUACAAUUUGAACGAUAUGUUACAGCGAUAUAAUUCGCGCGCUGCUGCGAAGUGCUAGGAUUUCAUUUGCUCGGAGCGCGGGUGUAUAAUAAUAUAUUCCUGCGUAUAAUUUGGUGGCAAAUUUAAAUCAAAUUAUAACGAAAAGGGUCCGUGCGGCGGAAUUAAAACGACGGUAAACUUAUAAUGCUGGGCCGUCGAGGAUUUCCGCGCGCGCCGCUCUUUGACCGUGACCCGCUAACAGGUUUACACUUGUGACGGCCGAACGAUUACCUUCCGCGGCGAUUUGGACCGCGGCGAGCGAUACACAGUAAUAAUAAUAUAAUUUCCACCCUUCGUCCGCGUGCGCGGAAACGCAUCGCCACCCCUCGCACGCGUUAUUAGUGCAAAUCCCAUAGCCACAAUAGCCGCUGCAGAGUCGGCGGCGGCAGAAAGACGCAUUAACGAUAAAUUGAUUUGUUUAAAGAGUAUAUGUAGGUACCCCUCUCCAUCGCCCCAUGCUGUUAUUCGUCCUGCGCGUGUUCGGCGUACGGUACGUACUUAUCCUGCACAUACACACUCAAUUCGAUAGACGGAAUUAAAUCUCGGACCCGAUCGCGCCCCUGGGACUGUAUAGCCGCCACCACCACCACCGCCACUACCGCCGCCACCGCGCCGCCCUUCCCGUCCGGCGCGGUACGUACUGCACGGACGAAGGGUCAAAAUAUAGUCGUUCGUCCGACAGCCGACGAUUUUUUUUAUUAUUUUUUUAAACUCGGCAAUUUAUUUUGUUUUUAUUUUUAUAGAAUUCCCGUGUAUGCGAAAGGCGAGCAAAACAUUUCAGAUUCCGCAGAGGUUAUCGAUAUGAAUGUACUCGUAUAAUAUUGGUUUCGCGGUAGCGUGUGAUUUAUGUUUUCUGCCUUAAUGUUUGCAGUUAGCAGCUUUUCCACCAGAUAUCUUACUCCGAUUUACGUCAAUUUCAAGGUUGAUUUCUGGUAGAAAAUGUUGUCUAUAGUUUGUGUAUUGCGGUGGAGGUCAUUUGUUUUAAAUUUCCUUUGUAGUUUUCUUGAUAACCGGACAAAAAAACUGGAAUAUUUACCUAAUAGCGGUGUUAUUUUCGAUUUUGUCUCACGGACUGUACAAUUUUUACCGAUUACUCUGAUUAGCUCUUUUUAGAUGUGGUAAUAAAAUUAUUAAAAUAUUCUGGAAAUAAAACGAAAUCUUUAUUCUACACAUUUCUGUUUUUUCUUCCAUUUUUUGGGUUGUUUUUUAAAGGUAUCAACUACUGUUAAAAGACAACAUUUGUGUCAUAAAAUUGUUUCCUCAUUUAUUUCAAUAAUUUUGGUAAUGGUCCAAUACGUGAACUACAUCAUCAGUAUAAUGUACAAUUAAAUUUAACUAGCCUUUAAGUUAAUUUUAAUGAAAAAAAAAAAGAUUUAUUUCACUUCCCAGUAUCGUCAAUAGCUAUUUGUUGAAUUGAUUUAAUCAAUAUUGCUGUGAACGUAUUUUUUUAAUGUCAGCCUAAAAAUCAUCAUAAAUAUUUUUUGGAUUUCGACAUGAUCUCUACACUACUCUUCUUGGAGUUAUCUGUAUGGUAAAAGACACUCACUAUUUUUUAAAUAUUUGAUAAUUUUUAAGUGAAAUGGAAAUUGUUUAAUGUAGUUAUUUUAUAAACAAUUUUAGUUGAAUUUAUGUGCACAAUGUACAUAUAUGUACUUAUACAGUUGUAUACUAGCCCAUUAACUAGAUAUUUUCAAGUUCGGUUAACGCAGUCAAAUAUUUGACUGCGUUAUUAUUAUCGAGUAUAGAUAAAAUAUAUUUUACAUUCCAUUUUUAGUGUAUUUUUACCAUGGUUUAAGAUACCCAUAAUAUUAUCUUAAACCGUGUUUUCUACUCGUUUAAGAAACUCGCGUAUACCUAUUUAAAAUAUAUCAAUAUAUGUAUCAUAUAUAUUAUAUACCUAUUCAAUAGCAUACGAAUUGGGACAGUGUCUUUGAUACAAAUAUUUAAAAUACGCGUGUCUUAUAGAUUUAAUUGUAUUCUGUAUCGCGAUACAGUUCUGGAAAGUAUCGUGUAUCUUGUACAACUGAAACUAAUGUACAUUUUACCUACAUUAAUAUUCAUUUUAAAGUAUAUCUUGUUCAUGUAGGAACUUAAAGAGAGGAGCAAACUGGGUCAUUUUCCAUAGUGUUAAUUGUUAAGAAAACGGGAUGAAUUAUUGGGAAUUUCGAUAAAAUGUUUCAAUUAAAUAACCGUUUCACUUUUAAGACACUGUACGCGUGAAAUAUUGGAUUGAUAAUAAAAUGAAGUUAAUGUUUCAAUUUUAACGUAUCGAUAAAAUUCAGUAUUUAAAUACAUAAAAUGUAAGUGUAUCGAGUAUCUUGAAUUGCAAUACUUGUUGGUUGUUGCAAAGGUCGUAGGGGUCCCUACUGUACAGUCUCUAGUGUACUCAUUUUGAAAUAUUUUGCCCAUCCCUAAUGGUAUUAUGCUAUACAUAACAAUAAUAGCAAUAAUGAUAGUAUGACACAUAAUAAAGUGAACGAGACGUCGUCGUCUCUGUAGUGGUUCUCGGCCCGAUUGGAUUAUAGUCGUCGAGCUGCAGGUUAAAAUAUCAAAUAUAGUUUUGCGCGUGCGUUGGGAAAAUAGGGGGCGUGCAGUGAUGGGUGUUUCUCCGCGGCCAUUGUCGACCGUUUGAAAAAUGUCUUAGUAGAAAAUAUAUAUUCGUAAGAAUACACAAAAACCACGGUACAUAAGACGUACGUCAGGAGUAAACUGCAAGGACUAUUUCUGACUAUAAUAUAAUAUAUAUACAAGCCGAAGAAGCAUUUUAGCGUUAAGAUUUUUACUUCAAAGCUUUUGAAACUUUUGGCUUUAAACAGUCGUCUGUAAAGACAUAUAAUAUUGAUUAACGAACAACAAUAAAUAAUGAAACGGUAAAAUGAAAAUGUGUAUACAAUAUUUUAUAUACGUUAAAUAAGAUAGAUACGACGUAACAACAUAUUGUAACACAAUAAUAAAAAUAUGCCAGUGUUCGAAAAAAUAUCGCGAUUUUUGUGUUGAAACGCUCAAUCUCUAAAAGUAUUGUGAAUCGUUUCGAUUUUUAUCGUUAAAUUUUAUCUUCUGUCAAAUAUGUAUAAUUUUUCUGGCCUCUAAUAAGCGAAAAGUCCUAGAAUGAAUACCUUUCUAUAUUAAAUAAUUUUUGUCAUGUAAACAGUAAAAUUAUAAUAUAAUGUACUAAAUUUAUUUUCUAACUUACAUUAUAGGUGUCAAGCGGGUACGGGAAGUUGUAUUGUCGACAAGGCUCAUCGAAACCAAUGUCAGGCGUGCAGACUAAAGAAAUGUCUCAAUAUGGGCAUGAACAAAGACGGUAAGCGAUUUAUUUAUGAGGUAACUUUAUAUGAUAUCUUCGUUUUAAAUUCUGAACGAAGUGUAUUACUGUAAAGUUUUUGGUUGUUUUUUUUUUUUUUUUGUAAACAACCAGACAUUUUGUUCCAAUCAUAAAUGUGUGACACUAUAGGCAUCUUUUCUAAAAUCACAUUUGUGUCUAAUCGGUGCACUUAGAAUAAGAUGAUUUUAUUUUUAUUUUUCUUGUAGUUUUCUAAAUAUUUGGAGGUAAAAAAGUGAAAACGAUUUUUUGUAUUUCGAUAUUCGAAUAACCACAAAGACCUAAAAUGUUCACGUAAUACUUAUAUCAAACAACCUUUUCUAGACAUGGUAACAUUUUUAAAACAUUCUGACGAUUUUUGAGCUCUAUGUAUAGCAAAUAGAAAUUGUCGUGUUUUUUUAUUUAUUAUUCAAUGUUAUGAUAUGAAUAAAAUUAUUUUGGCUCAGAAAAAAUGCUAGUAAAUUUCAAUAAAAAUCGCAAAAAUCAUGAUACGAGUAUUUAUCAAAACAUGAUGUUUUGCUCAAAAUCUGUUUUCGUUACCAACAGGUGCGUUGGUUUUACGGGUGGUUCCUUCUCUGUAUAGUCCCUUAAUUUAUAUACGUUAUCAGUUUAAAUGAGUCCCGUUUAAUUAUUUUUUAGAUCUAGAUAUACGAAUAAAAAAAAAUAACCCUCUUUACCAACGAUAUAUCAAUUACGUAUACACGUUGAUUAAAUUACUCAAUUAUAAUAUAUCCUUAUAGGCCCCCUUCCCAACUUUUUUCGAACAUAUAUAUUUCAUCUGCGAAAAAACAAAAUAAGAAGUAUAGCUAAAAACGAUGACGAGAUCUAAUAACAUAAUAUAUUAUACAGUCAAGUACAAGUAUUCAAUGUAAUACUUAUUUUUUUCAAAAAAUGACUUGUACACAAUUUUUUUGAAACUACAUACUCUAAAAUGAUACGUUUUUUUUAUUUUUAAGAUUGAAACGAUUACCUGUUUUUGAUUUUCAAACGGCAAACUAUAUUGAAAACUAAUGGAGCGUCAUUUGCUGUGUGUAGUCUUCUAAUAAUGGAGUUUUUAAAUAUAGGUUGCUAUUUAAAAAUCAAAAAUAUAGGUGGUCGAUUCACCAACCCCUCCACAAAAAAAAAAAAAUUAGGGUGUCAAAAAUAAUUUUAUCGUAACAUUAGCGUCGUACAAUUUCCCAAACACAUUGUACGAUUAUAAAAAAAUUUAUAAAUAAAUCGUUCAUGGAGAAAAAAAAUCUAACGUUAGAUAAUGGGAAGAUCGGAUACAGCCACUGUUAUAGGUUACCCGGGCGUAGACCAGUGGCGUAUCUACGGGGUAAUAUAUAUCACCCCCCUUGAAUCUAUUAUUUACACGUCUAGCUAUUUUUCAAAAUAAAUUUCUUUACUUUUUAAUCAGCAAAAUUAAAAAUUUGACGUGUCGUUUCCUACCUGUUAUUAUAAAGUUAAUAAUGUUGAUUUAUCAAAAAAUCUGAACGUGUACAUUUUUAUUUUUGUUUAAAACGAAACCUAUGUUCAAACCACCAAAGUAUGAAGGAGACUAGAUUAGUACUUAUAAAUCGUAAACCGAUUAAUAACAAAUACUUAUCUAGGUAAAACUAGAAUAUUGUACGUUACAUACAACAAAAUCACAUAAAUUAAAAAUUGAUCUUUUAUUUUUUUUUUUACCCGAGCACACGUUACACUGCAGUAUACAUACUGUAUAGACAGACACGUUUUUCGAAUUCAAUAUCUCCCUCCUUGACAAAAUCCUAAAUACGCUACUGGCGUAGACGCAGUGUUAUUAUUAUUAUUAUUAUUAUAUCUGGUAAGCUACGCGGACUUGCAAAUUAGAACUCGCGUGGAAUCCCUUUGAUUUCGCGCCGUUGCAGUCGGGCUCGCGGUUAAAAUCUCGCGGUGGCUUUUAUGAUAAUAAUAAUAACAAUAAUGAUAAUAUAUUAUUGUUAUUAUUAUUAUUAUUAUUAUUAUUAUUAUAACGUGUUUGCGCGGCCUGUCGAGGAAUACUUUUUAAUGAUAUCGUGUGUAACCGCCGCCGGGUCGCGCGCGCGAGCUCCCGAAAACCGCGUAUUAUUAUAACGACAAUAAUAAUAAUGCGCGCUCCGAGACAAUGCAUAAUAAUAAUACGUAUAUUUCAUACGUGUCGCAAUAUAAUGUGUGUAUAUUAUCGUUAUUAUAUGUAUAAUAUUAUUAUUGCCGUCUCUUCUUCGCCGUCGCCGUUCGUUUGCGGGGACGCGUGUGCGCGUCCGCGCGGCCCGGAGGCGACAGAAAAAAAAAAAAAAAAAAGGAGAAAAAAGAAUUUGGAAAAAAAAAAAAAAAAAAUCUCCGUCCUUAUUGCCGGUUGGCGGUACUCUUCGGCGACGGAUGCGCGCCCGACCGCUCAUUAAAAUGUAAAAUCGCAAACUUACAACAAUAAUACUAUACAAUACAUGUAUAUACGACCGCGCAAUUUAUAAACGACGAAGUAUAGUGUAUUUUUUUUUUUUUUGCUGUUAUAAUAACAUGCACGGGGCGUCGUCAGGGCCGAACACACGCGCGCGAGUUGUGACGAUACGUCGCGGGUUUUUUUUUUUAAAAAUGUUUUCUACACUUUAUCGUUAUUAUUGUAGUUACGCGCGCGGUUGUUUUAUGCGACAAUAUUAUGUUUAUUUAAAUGAGCGUGAAAAACAUUUUUCUCGGUUAACUCGCCGUUUUCUCUCCCUCUCUCCCUUCCCCGUGUACACGGCGUUUUUUUAAUGUGUAUUUUUUUUUUAUAUUUGCUUCUCUCGCUACAUGCUCUACACACUAACGAGGGUCGUCCGCGUGUGAACACGUGGCCGCCACCCGCUGCAGUCGCACCGUCACCGCAACCGUGAUGCAUAAUAACAAUAAUAACCACAAGCGCAUCGUACACGCACGUAUUAUGUACACUGCUAUUAUAAUAAUAUUUUUGGCGACGACCCGGUGCGAGACGAGUCCGUGACGAUCAAAGGUAGACGGUAUUCGUUAUCGUUAAUUAUCGCGGCAACGGCGGUUUACAAAGUAUCUGCCUACAUAAUCAGGAGUGCCGUGUACGGGGGGGGGGAGUUAUGGGACUGCAGCCCCCCACGAGUUUGACAAGACGGAGCUCAUCCCCCCCCCCGCGGUUCUCGUGUUAUAUAAAAUAAAAUCAUGUACAUCCUCAAAAAUACUAAUUUCAACUAUAACAAAUUAAUUGAGAUAAACUUUUUUUUUUCAUAUAUUGAUACCAGAGAAAAAGUGUAAAUUAUAUUGUGAUUUUUCGUGAUACUAUUAAAAUGUUUUGUAACAUAUAAAACAAUAAAUAACAAUAUUUUAGUAAUUAUUUUUUAACGAACAAUUUAAGGAAAAUAAAAAUUGGAAAUAUUUGGUAAGAUUUAGGUAAAACUGUAUAUGUGUGUAUAAAAUAAAAAGAUCUGAAAUUUGCAUAAUAUAUGGUACAAGUCGUUAUUAGAACGUCUUCGAAAAUUCCACAGUCAACAUUUCAACGUUUCGGAUCUUGUAAUCUUAUAUAUUGAAAAUAAUACAUUUCAUAGAUUUUCCGGUUUUAUCCGGUUUUUUCCCGUUUAUUAUGAAAACAGCUGGGAAACUCAAAAAAUGACCUCCUUACGGUACCACACCAGUCAGAUUUUUUUUCAGAAAAAGUGCUAUACUUGAAAAUCGUAGAAAAAUUGCUGAUAGAAAAGUUGUUCACAGAUAAAAAUAUAAACAUCAUUGUAAUACCAUUACAUUUCUCGCUCCGUUAAGAAUCUAAAAAAAACAAAUCCAUUUAACAGUGGUAAUUGAUUUACUGUGAACUAAAUUGUAUACUUUCAAAUAAAAUGUUUAAUGUGUUUAGUUACCUAUUUUUAGUGGCAACUAUGUCAAUUUUUUCAAGUGUUGCUCAAUUUCGACACACAAUGACCACCUCUGCCUCUUCCACGAUUUUUUCAGGUCACUAAAUUAUGCGGGACCCAGGCUCAACAACGUAUUUUAUAUUUUGGCCCUUUAUACCUAAUUAAUGAGCAAAAAAUGAUAGGCUAUCAUUUGAAAAAAAAAACAUAAUUAAAAACGGAAUUCUAAAUUUUUUGGUAUACUUUAACUAAAUCCGCAUGUGCAUCUUUAUUAUUCAUAAGUCAUAACUAAAACUUCAAUCUUAAAUGAUAUUGAUACUAUAUAAUAAUGUGGUCUUCUGAUAGCUUUUGAUUAUCUUGUCAAUACAAACUAUCGAAUUUGAAUAACAUCAUGUUCAAAUGUUCAAAACAAACUGAUUGUGAUCACAGUUAUAGUUAUUUAUUAGAUAGAUACCUAACAGAUAAAAUAAUUUUACCACCAACGCCGUAUCAAUCUAUAAUUACUAAAUUUUUAUAAAAUAAAGAUAUCUAUUCUGUUUACUUUGUAGAUAUUGAAAUAUUUAUUUGUUUAGCUAUUUCUGGACAGUUUUUGAAUAAUUCAGUCAAAUUUGUUGAUAUUCAAAGAAAAAUAUUGGGAAUGAGACUAUUAAAAACUUUAAGCUCAAAAUGUGUUGGUGUAAAGGCGUAUUGAACUGGAUAGGUACGUGACACGUGCCCGGUGAUCCAGAGCUCCCUGAAAUUAUUUAAACAAAUAUAAACGUGUUGUAUAUUAAAACCGAUUUGAACCCUCCCUGAAAUUUGUUUUCAGUUAAGGCCUUUUUACUAUCUAUUACACUAAUUCACCCUCUCCUUAAAUGAACUUCAUCCGUACUUUUAUCCGUACUGUGUUUGUGAUUGUAUACAAUUAUAAUAUUAUAGCUGUUCAAAAUGAACGUCAGCCAAGAAACACAGCAACUAUACGGCCGGAAAAUUUAGCUGAUAUGGACCACGAACGGGUGAUUCGAGAAGCGGCUGUAGCAGUUGGAGUUUUCGGGUGAGCAAAUAAUUUUUUUUACCAGUAGUAUGGGCAUUAUUACAUUGGCUAUUUGGCUAAUAUUAUUAUUGACGUUGUUAAAUCAUAAAUGUUUAGUUACAAUUAACUAUUUUAACCGUUAAUUUUACUAAAAACACAAUUAAUUUAAACAUUAAAUAUUUAUUUUAUAUAUUUAUGCCUAAGAAAUUUCUAAACAAAAAAUAAUACGAAAUAUUAGUAGAUAAGUUUUCAUUUUUUCAAAAAUUUCAAAAAGUCAAUAUUUUAUUUGAUAAGUAUAAUAUAUUUUGAAACAACAACGGUUAGCGUAAAAUAUUUUAUUUUCAAUGUAUUAUAUUACAUAACACAAUAGCAAGCGAAUAAUUUUUCAAUAUCAUAUUAUCGACAAAUGUAUAAUAUUAUAAGCUUAGGGUUUGCUACAUUAUAAACACACCCUGCCAUUAUUAUAAAACGUUUUACUGUACAAGCGUAUAUACAAUAUAAUAUAAAUAAAUAACUGGCUAUCACAUUCGGUGGACCGUCCGCCCCGAAAUUUUGAUUAAUGGCUUGUAAAUCUCCUCUCCGUUAUGUUUUCCGCGUCCAUAAAAAAAAAAAAAAAAAAAAAAACAAUAAUAAUAAAAUAAAGGGUUCAGGUGUUUAGUCGCAUUUUAAUUCUUCAUUUCGGAGGGUCGUUGGAUCUACGACUUGUACAUUUUAUAUUAUAUUAUACCCUUAUGUUUUUUUCCCUCUCUUUUAUAAUAUACACAAAAGUCAGGAUUAUUCGCCUAUCUGCUUUUGUCACGUUUAAUUUUUUAUAUUUUUUUUUCGUCACUCCCCUACAAAUGACAACAUUACACAUAAUAUAUGAAUAUGCAUUUUUAAAUAUAAUUUAAUAUUUACAGACAGAGCAGCGCAGGUAUACCCAUAGGUUUACCCAAGUGCAUUUCGCGCGCACAAUACACGUUUAUUUAGAAAUGCGUAAUGUGUAUAUAUUAUAACAUGGACAUCAUAUUAUAACAGCUCUGAAAUGACACACGCCGGCCAGGUUGCCAUAAUAAUAAUAACUACCGUUGCACGAGAGGAAAAAAAAAUAUUAUAGGUAUAUUUAGUCUUGUUUGUUAUGUAAAUCAUACUCGGUUAUACUUAUAACGUAAAAACAUUUCGCUCCCUGAUGGACACGCGGUAUUUGCCAAAAACAAAAGUAGUAUUAUACUUACAGACAAAAUAUUAUGCUAAACGAGUCGUUUCACAAUGAUUGAUGCGCCAUGUUUUCAUAGUAAUUUUUGGUUUUUAUUUACCCAUGUAUAAUAAUAUUGUCAAUAUAUAAUACAUAAUAUAUAUUUAUGUGGUCUAAAUUUAAAAUUGUACGUAUCUAUAGCUCAUUGAACCAACGAACAUCUAUAUAGGUAUAGAUAUAGGUACGCUGUUUAAAAUAUGUGACCAAUAAGUAACACAGGAAUAAAAAAAUUAAAAUUUAAUUUUGGGGGUCGAAUUUCAUUCAAAUUACUCUCUAAAUUUUAAUGGGACUAAUAAGAACAAACCGUAAAAUAUUCAGCGAAAUUGGUCGAAUAUUUUUUAAGUCUAGUAUAUUAUGGUCUACGAAAAAUAAAUGCCUUUUAUUAUAUUAUUACAUUGAUACAUUUCUGGGUUACCUUGGUUACAUUGAUACCAUAGUUAGUCAAAUUAGCACGGUCGUAAAAAAUACAUAAAACAACGUAAACAAAAACCUCUUAAAUAAUAAUUUUAUUUAGGUAUCUUUUAUAGUAUUACAUUAAUAAAAUACCUAUCUAAUACAUACUUAGUCACAUAUGUAGGGAUUUAGAGAUAAACAAUUAAAUAAAACAAAAAUUAAAUGUUCAAAUCAAGUGUAAAUCAGUAUUUAAAAUAAAAAAAACUGUAUGAACCGGAACGCUUAUAAAUUUAUAAUACGCCACGUGCGGAUAUGCCUAUAAUACAGUAUAUAAUUUGAGAACAAUUUUUUUUUUUUUUUUUUGCUGGUUUUAAUAAAAGUAAAAAUUUGUUGAAAAAUAUACCUAUUCAAGCGAUUUAAAGUUCGGACAAAUUGAUUCUUGACUGUACACUAACGAUGUACAGGAGAAGUGGUUUACGGGUGUUAUAAAAUCGCAUUAUAACUUAAGGCAUUUAAAUCGGAGAGAAAUAGAAUUAUAAAUUUGUUAUUAUUCAUAAAUAAAUUACGUAUAAUUGAACAAACACAAUUGAACAAUAUUGUUCAGUAAACCAUAUUUGUGUCUUAUCUAUCCAUUAUCCGUUCAGAACUACCUAUAUUAUCUAUUUAACUAUUUUUACAAAUUGCUCAGUUUCGUCGUUCGGUGAACUAGUUCAAUUUGGGUGAACGACAAAUGAACGGACUAUAGUUCGCCUCAGAGAACAACUGGUCCCAUCUCUAUUCCCGACUCAUAGUAUAAUAUUAUGACGGACAUAAUACCAUUACGGUUAAGAAUAGAUAUCAAUUUAUACGGGAUUAGUUAGCUAUUGUAUAAUAUAAUAUUAAAUUAUAAAACGAUUUAAUCCCACGGCGAAUUACAAAUUAAACGAUGUCGGUCCCCGGGAUUUCCUUUAGAACCGCCAUAUGGGUAUUAUUUUUUUUUUUUUUUAUGCCUUUUUCGUCGUCAUUCUCCACACCAUCACCAGAACUUAGGGAUUAACCAUCAAAGGCACUCGUGUGGGCGAUGGCCCUGCAAAUAAUUCAUGUGUUGGGGGACAACGCCCGUGUCGUUUGACUAAUGUUAAUUUGAUGGGCGGAUUUCGUAUGUUAUUAUAGUAUAUAUAAAUAAUAUAUAUUUAUGUGUGCGUAUUUAUUAUUAUUAUAUAUAUAUAUAUAUGUAUAUGCAUAGGUAGCCAGAUAGGUAACUAAUAAUUAAGGCUCGGAAGUUGUUGCAUUUGCAAAUUUUUUUCUAUUGUUUGGAUUUGUUGCUAAGUAGGUUUUAAAUUCGUUUCAUAUUAGUACGAAUUAAAAUCUAAACAUUUUUAAUGCACUUUUUUGCAAUUUAUGGCAUUUUUUUUUUUUUUAUUUGAUUGCAAUAUUUGUUGAUUUUCUUCAUUUAUAAUGCAAUUUUAGAUACUUUUAAAUGUUAUUCACAUGAUUUAAUUAUUUGUCCACGAUAAAAUAAAAUAACUUUAGGGACCGUGUCAGAUAUUAUGUCCGAAUAAUAAUAUAAUAAAAAUAAUAUCAUGUGGUGUAUGCGUAUUGAUGGUUAUUUCUGGCUUGUCGAUUGUAAUGGCAGCGGUGGAAAUACCAUACCGAUAAGACGACGCACGAGUUAUUAUUUUCUCAAAACAUUAAUAAAAAAAUAGCCCGAUAAAACUUGUACUAUUUUUUUUUUUUUUUAAUUAUUGCAGUUAUAGAUAUUUUUUACAGUAGUAAUACAGUCAAUUUUAAUAUUUUUUAGUGCAAUAACUUCAGAGCACUGCUAAUAAUAUACUACGUAAAUAGUAAAUACAAAAUAGCGUCGUACGUACACGAUGAACACACGAAUUGUUAUUAUAUUAUUUUGAUAAUAAUAAUAAUAUAUAAUAUUUAACGUACACGGCGAUAUGCGAGAGAAUUAGAACGUUAUUUCUACUACGGUGAAAAUUAAUAUAAUAUUUUUACUAAUUUGUGUAUGAUAUUUAUCGCCUAUUUUAAUACAAAUACGUUUAAUUAAUCGAUACGGAACAUAAUUAAACCAUUAAUUAUCAUUUAAUUAGUUACACACUUCCCUAAUUACCAUAUGCGUGCGCACGGGUAGGGCUGAUUAGGCUUUAGCCCCACCUGAGCCUUUUUUUAUACGUGGGUGGGUAUCUACUUGGUACUUUAUGAAGUUAUGACUAAAAGUAAGUAUAGCCCUUUUAGUUUUAAAACUUUAUGUUUACCCGAGAGACUGUAUAGAAAUUAGAAAGUAAUAAGGCAUUAUAGCCAUAGAAAAUUGAUAACAAAAUAAAUAAAAAUCUAUGAUAUUUACACGAUUAAAGAUAUACUGGUUGGCGGUUGCCCAUCGAGAUGUGAUAAGUAUUUGUGGAUAUUAAACAUGUUUAAUAUCUAUGAUUAAAAUAAUAUUAUAUUUUAUCUUUAUGUAUGCUUAUACUAGUUACCAUUGAAAGUAGUUGCGUUAGGCAUGCUAUACUUGAAAAAAUUGCUAAACAAAUAAAUAUAAAACUUGUAACGCUAAAAUCAAUGUCUAACACAAUAUGAGCUAGCUGAUCUGAAGCUAAAUACACUAUUAAAUCUAAUUAUUCAGCUUUGGUUAUAGCGUUUCAAGAAAUUUGUGAUUCAACCAGACUCUGAUUAAUGCGCUAAAGCUUGUGGUUUAAUUUUUCAAAUACAAUCUUUCAAUUUUAAAUUCGCCUUUAAAAGUCAGUACAAAUUUACAAAGUGGACAAUUAGUUUAACAAUUAGACAAUAUCGGUCUGAUGAUGAAGAAUAUGAAAAAAUACGCAACAAUGCUAUAAAAAUGUGUAAUGAAAAUAAUAUUGACAUUCCUGAUAUAAAAUACGAAAAAUAUCAGAAAAGGUUGACGACAACCACAAUCAUCAAUAUUUUGAGAAAACUAAAAAAGAUGAAAUGAAACAUUCUUAAUUUUAUUUUGCACUUGAUAAAAUUAUAUCUGGAUUAAAUGUUCGAUUUUUUCCCGGUUUUACAGUUCUAUGUUUUAUCCGAAGAAUAGAUAUCCCGAAUAUAAAGUUAUCUAAAAUAUUUUGAAUAGAAUAUUUUGGUUUUGCAAUGUAAUAAAUUCUCUAGAUAGCUCUGUGAUAUAAAUUAUAAGUGUGAAAUAAUGAAAAAUGAUUGUUUACAUUUUUCAGUCACCAACAAAAGCGUCACUUCGAAGUUUGAAGUAAAAAUGUCUAUAAUUUUUUUCUUGUGUAACCGUGACAGGGGAGGUCAGAUUGAAUUUAGUUUCUGACUCAGAAUUCUGCACACACCUACGCUAACUACUCAUACUUAUAUAAUAUUUUAUAUAUUGGAGAUUCCUCUAUGAAUAAAAUAUACAUACUAAUCAUAUAUGUGUCAUAUUAUUGUAACUACGAAAAUGUUACCGUUUUUAGGCUGUUAUAUGGGUAAUAAAUAUAAUGACCAGAGAGUAAUAUAAUAAUUAUAAUAACAAUAAUAACUAAUAAGUAAUAUUUAAAUGGGCAUUACAACAUUAUGCCUUGUAGUAUUUAAAAGGCUUGCGUAAAGGCGAUUUUUACGAAAUUGUUGAAAAUUUAAGAUGUAUUAACUCAAAAACAUUCAAAAUAUUGGUCAACAUCGUGAGUUCAACAUUUUUUGAAACACUCUUUACUUUUUUGAAUUUUUAAAACCUAAAUUUUUGUGUAAUAUUUUAAAAAACUCAUUAAAUAAAAUUUUCUUUGAAAUAUUAACCUCUGCAUUAUAAUUUUUAAACAGUUAGGUAUUUGAUUGUUACGACCUAAUUACUCCUCGAGUAAUAUUAUUAUUAUUAUUAUGUUAUUGUAAUGAGAGAAAUUCUCAACAGGCCGUGUCUUUACAGACCCCCAGUUUCUGUGGCAUUAGCAUUGUCACCGUUAAGGUAUCACCCCAACGGUCCUAUAGCGCCACCACCGAGCAUACAACAACGGCCGGCGGAACCUUCACCAACCACAUCGUCGUCGCCUAAACAAGAAUCCAACCACGAUGACCAAGACGAUGGUAAGUGAUCUAUAGACUAUCAUUCCCUUUCAAUUUUCUGUUCACAAAACGCAUGUAAAUCGUCGUGUUUUAGCUCGGUGUUUCCACUCAAAGUAUGGGUUCGUUUUCUUUUCUACACAUGAAAUAUCCUAACCCAUGGAUCUUUUGGUCUUAGAUAAAGCUAAUCACUAUGAACCUCAUGUCCAUACAAGCUCCUGCAGUUCAUUAUUUUGUUUCCUUAGCCGAAUUCCUAUGUGUGCAUCAAAAUCUGGCCAACGAAUUGUCGACCAUAUUUUAUUGUCUUUUCGUUAUAUUCUAUUGUCAUUGUCAAAAAACCGCGGUUUGGUUACGAAUGCAUCUAUAAGUAAUAGUGUAAUACCAAUAAAAUCGUUUUGCAGACGACAGUAUAGACGUGACUAACGAGGAACCAGACACCUCGGACAACAGGAGGGGUUCGUCGUCACCACCGACGGUGCCGAUACCACUCACUCAGCACCAUUCCAUGUAUGACCAUCAUCCAUCCUUCUACCCGGGCCUACACGAAAACGUAUAUGAGACAUCUGCCCGUCUGCUGUUCAUGGCCGUUAAGUGGGCGAAAAAUUUGCCGUCGUUCGCAUCUCUUCCGUUCAGGGAUCAGGUGAGCACACAUCCCGAACAAGAGAAAAUCAAGAGUCGUUAUUGAAUGUGUUUUUGAUUGUAUGGAAUGAAAUUACGAUGUGGUUUCGGUAGACGAAAGUACUUAAAUUUUGAAAGACAAGAUUCAGAGGUAGAGAAAGAGAUUUUUGAAAAAAAUGGGAUUAAAGCAAAAUUAUAGAGUUUAGGUUUAAAAGAGUGGUUAAAAGACAUAGAAGUCAUCAUGAAGUAGGGCUCGGAGAUAAAAUUUUAUAAAAUUAGUCAAAGAGUGCAUUAAGUAUAUUUAGUAAUGUAAUAGCAAUAGUAUAUGCAAAAUAAUGAAGAAAUCGUACUAGAGAAGUAGAGAUGUUGUUACAGUAGAAUCAGUGAAGAUUAUUUCUAGUUGUGAUAAAAGCGACAGGAAUGUUGUGUACCGCAAUAAUGCCAUGGUGGCGUUAUGUACUUAAUAAUAAAACAUACAUAACUAUUGACCAUUUCUAAAACGGUUUUCUUUUUCCUAGGUGAUACUCUUGGAGGAAUGUUGGUCUGAAUUGUUUUUAUUGAACGCAGUUCAGUGGUGUUUGCCACUAGAAAACAACCCAUUGUUCAACCCUUCGGAUCACGUAGCCGCUAUACCCAACGGUAAAGCCAGUCAAGUAGCGGCCGACAUACGCGUUCUGAACGAAACGUUGCGCAGGUUCCGGACUAUCAGCGUCGACCCAGCCGAGUUUGCCUGUAUGAAGGCAAUCGUAUUAUUCAGAGCCGGUAACGAUGAACUCUUUUAUACACAUACAUAUUAAAUUACGGUAUCCUUUGGUUCGGUGCAUACGAGCUGCCUCCCAAAAUAUACGAAUCAUCCCCCAUCAUUAUCGUAAAUAAUACACUAGUUGCCUCCGACGAUUGGGUAGUUCAUAAUUAUAUACGAGUUGCCUCCCGUAUAGAAUAAAGCAGUGGUUCAUAAACUAAACUGAAUUUAAUAUAAUAUUUACAAUUUUAUUAAAAAUAAUAAUAUCACUGUUCAAUAGAAAACAUUUGGUAAUACAAUUAGUCAAUAAAAUAAACACAAUAUGGUAAUAAAUAAAAAAUAAAAAAAUAUAUUAUUAUCAAAAUUAUCAAAUUUAAUAUACCUAAUAUUUAUAAUUUUGUUAAAAAUAAUAAUAUCAUUGGUCAAUAAAAAACAAUAUCCAACGCUGGGUGAUAGGUUACUAAUAAGUAACUAAUAAGUAACAACCAAUAUAAUAUUACUUCAUGAUAAAAGAUUUAAACAUAUCUAUAUAUUGAUGCAUGAUGUUUGAACAUUUUUGAAUCGUUUUGUGAACCACGUACACAUUUAUUAGGUACCUGCCUAUUGGAAGGUAAUUCGUAUUCAAAUUAUCGACCUUUUGGACCUCGGGAGGCAACUAGUAUGCUCCCUCUUAGUUAUAGAAAUUAAAAGUAAAAUCGUAUUUUAUUUUUAUUAUUUUUUAGAUUCGGAGUGUAGUGAAUUUUACUAUGAUGUGUUUUUUUUUUCUAUCUGUAAAAAACGUUUGAAAAAAAAAACUAGCUCCAAAGUAUAGACUGUAGACAACUGUUCUGAAAGGAAGUUUUCUCUAGUUGAUAAAUUAAUUUAGGAAGUCAUUUUUCGAUUUUCCAAGAGGUUUUCGAAAUAAUCCGGAAAAACUCGAGAAGAAAAGUAUAGGUAAAAAAACGGCAAAUAUUUAUGGCGCACCGCAGCACAAAGACCUUUUUUGUUUAUUUUUAAUCUAGUUCAUGAGUCAAUACAUGAAUUUACUAGCUUUUCUUAUACGUUAAAUGUUCGUGAAAAAUAGUUAAGUUAUAAGUGUAGAUAUUAUUAUACAUUAUUGUACAGUGUGUCUCACCGCGUUAAACGGAUUUUUCUAGUGCUGUUAAUGUAAAAUUUUUCGAUUUUUUUUUUUUUUUCAAACGGUUUUCUUCGAGAGGGAGAUCGAUUUGGAGAAAAAUUACAUUUUUAUUUUCAUCCUCAAAACACAAAAAAAAAAAGUAACUUUAUUUAUUCACUUUAGAAAAUUUUCAAAUAGCAAUUUUGUAAAAAAUAUUUUUCUAAAAAUGUUAAUGUAUCAUACUCACAUUCAUAUACGAAUAAUAGUUUCUUAAUUAUAGCCGUUUUGAUUUCUAUAAAAUAGGCGUGAAAACAAUUGAUAUUCAAUAGAAGGUAAAGAAUUACCAUGCUAAUUUUAAUUCCUUAACAUAAAACGUGUUAUUUUAUUGAAUAUUAAUAGUUUUCACACCUAAUUAAAACUACGACUAGGCAUAACUAAGAAAUUAUUCGUCGAAUAUAAAUAUUGUGAUACAUUUCAAUUUUUUUGAAUAGUAUUUUUUACAAAAUGGCUAUUUUAAAAAUUUUCUAAAGUGAAUAAAUAAAGUUUUUUUUUUAUGUGUUUAAGGGAUGGUAAUAAAAAUCUAAUUUUUCUCCAAAUUUAUGUCCCCCUCAAAGAGAAACUGAAUGAAAAAAAAAGUCAAAAAAAUGUAAUAUUAACAGCGCUAGAAAAAUCCAUCGAACACACUGGGACACACUGUAUACACUAUACAUUAUAUAUUAUACAGUCGUUUUUGUUGAGUCACAGAGGAUUCUAAGCUGUAGCUAAAUAUUAAGUGUGAUAAGAGUAGAAAUAAUCCUUCCUUAUACUUCAUAACAGAUUUUAUGAUAAAGAUUUUAUCACACGGAAAACUGAUAAUUGGUGAAUUUCAGUUAGGCGAUUAGACAAUUAAAAUGUACACACAUAAGCAUUUAGUAUUGAACUCCUUCCAAAAAAUGCACCCGUAAACUAUUAUAAACUAUAAACUCCCCGUAAAAAAAGUUUAAAAUAUUUCCACUGUUGUUAUAUUAUUGGGACAAAUCCAUAUUUAGACUAAAAUGAUAACUACAUAUUCAAGAUUUCACAAUAACAUUGAGUUUUUAAGAGUAUUUGAUAAAUAUUUAUUUAAAAAUUAAUUUCAGAGUAGCUAGAGUAACCAUAUCAAUUUGUACAAUGAAACAAUAAAUAAACAUGAAUAUACGAUAGAUACGUAGGUAUAAAUUUUUACUCGGUACAAUAAUUUAUUAUGUACUUACCUAUAUUUACCUGUAAAUUAAAUUCCCCCUCAACCUACCAAACUUCUCACCUACAAGUGGCCCACCAUCAUUGCGAAUUAUGUUUGUUUGUUCUAAAAUUUAUUUAUAUGGUGAAAUACUUGGUUUUUUUUGUGCCUCUCUUCCCAUUAUUAAUUUCUAAAUACGUCCCUAUUGUGAUUAUAUGUAGGGGGGCUUGUGGAGUGAUCUCCUAUGAGUUAUUUUAAGUUGAUAAAUGAUAAUUCGAGGUUGAGUUAUAGAUUGUCAAUCUAACCGGAGCACCCGUAUUCUCUGGACCAGUAGAGAUUUUGUAGGUAUUUACACAGUGGCGUGGGUACCUAGAGUAAAGCUAAGAGGCAUCAUCUUUCCAUUUGUCGAAUAACGAAUUGAAUAUAAAAUAAUCAUUGUUAACAAAAUACGAUUCUGAACGUAGUUCAGUUGUACAUUUUUUUUAAAUACCAUAAGUUUUACAAUUUUCGUCAAAAAUUAAAACUAAAAUAUGUAUAUAUAAAAAAAAAAAACUGCUCGACAUAUUAUUACGUUAAACUUUUUUUAUCAACAACUAAAACUUAUAAUGAACCACGUAUUUGACUUUCAAAUAUUUUUGUUUGGUUAACAAAUUAUAUUCAUAUUAAUCGAAAAAUAGUACUCACGCAAAAUUACAUGAUUAUUAUUAUUUCUACUAAAAAUAAUAUAAUAACUAUUCAGUAUGAAAAAAUAUUUAAUGAUAAAUAAUAAUCAUCGCACAUUUGCACUAAUUCAGCUACUUAUUCAGUUGAAUACAAAUAAUUUUAAUAGGUAGGUACAUAAUUAUAUAUUUUGUAAACUAUUUUGUUUUAUUCAAGUUCUUUUAGUUCAGUUCUCCUUUCCAUCAAAAUGUAUCCUGUAUCAAGAUGUCACUAUAGUUACCGAUAAUAUGACUUCAAAAAUAUUCAAUACAUUGUAAUUAGUCAUAAAUAGUUUAAGUAUAGGAUUGACAUAGGUAUUGAAGGAUUAAUUUAUUGUCAAUCCUUAUCAAACUUAAAUUUCUAUAUACAAAGACCUAAGUUUAAAUAUUAAUUAUUCAAGUACGAGCAGUCUUGUAGAUACAUCCUCAAAAUAUAGAAACCCCGUACUUCAUAAUACAAUUAUUCAAUUAUUUAAUAUUUUUUAGAAUUAUUAUUAUUGAAUUAAUAAUAAUUAGAAGCUUAUAUAACUACUAAAUUAUUGGUUAAUAAAAAAACAAAUCAUUAGACAAAUAAAAUGUAUCAUAAUAUUUUUCAUUGUUCAUUGUAAUGAGAUUAAUUUUAUAUUUUGUGUAAAUUAAUAUUAAAAUACUAAAAAUGCUAAUAUUCUUUAAAUUUAUAAUAAUUUUUAAAAGAUUAAUGAUACUGAAUACUUACAUUAUGAAGGGCGACGAUUUUAAAUUGGGAUAUUUCUUAACGGAAACGAUUAAUUAUCUGUAUUAUCGUCUUUAUUAAUUUGUUGUUUAUUUGGAAAAUGAACUAGAUUUGUAUAAAGUACCCAAAUAGUAAAAUAUGAUUUGCAUUUUCAUGUACCGAUUUUCACGGUUGUUCUAGAUACUCGAGGAUUGAAAGACCCGAUACAGGUUGAAAAUUUACAGGAUCAAGCGCACGUCAUGCUCGGUCAACACACUAGAAACCAGCAUCCCGGACAACCUGUCCGUUUUGGUCGACUUUUGUUGAUGUUACCCCUAUUGAAAAACGUACCGGCUGCCAGGAUCGAGGCGAUAUUUUUUCAAAGGACCAUUGGCAAUAUACCGAUGGAAAAAGUCUUGUGCGACAUGUACAAAAAUUAA